Molecule: messenger RNA, 986 nt
Organism: Periophthalmus magnuspinnatus
Lineage: Eukaryota; Metazoa; Chordata; Actinopteri; Gobiiformes; Gobiidae
Exons: 2
Coding region: 15-986 (323 amino acids)
Source: RefSeq, a predicted model, not a curated record
GCAAACAUAUCAGGAUGGGGAGCCUGCAGUGUCUCUCUCAGGAGGUCUCUCUCCUCGCAUCUAUUGCUCGAGAUAUUUGUCCUUUUCCAAACUACCAAAUUACUCCUCAUGUUCAGGAUUUCCUCUCACUUAAUUCCUCCACGUAUCUCAACAACAGAUAUGCCACCGUCCAGUCCUCUCUGAGUGUCAAACAGCUGGAGGACUUCACCCAGAGCCUGAGAAGCACUUUUGGACGAGAGGGGAGAGUUUCUUAUGGAGGGGUGGGAGUGGUCGCUCUUUCUUUGGCCAUUCUGUUUGACACUGUGGCCCAACAAGUGAAGGGAGAGUACGUGUCCGACCAAGAGCCCAUCCCGGGACUGUUCUUGAAAAACUUCAGAGGGUACUACUCACCUUCGGUCUACACCAUCAGCAAGUAUCUGAGACUGGUGCCACAUAUAGCCAAUAAUCCCACCAGGAUGAGACAGGAGACUGAGAGGUAUUUGAAGCAGCUAACGUUUGAUUACCAGCUUUUUGAGAAACAGUGGAUGAAGGCAAAACAAGACGAUGUCACAGUGGUUAACCAAAAAAUCGGGGAAUACCUGCACUGGCAUUUGUACAUACACCUUCAACGCCUGACUAAUGCUACAUUUGCUGACAAGGCGAUUGAAUCUGCAUUCACGUUCUUUAAUAAUACUACAAAUGACAAACCACCCACUAAUAUCUCCUAUCACAAUGUAAACUUGAACCUAAACUGCAAUCCUGAAGAAAGCAGCAAAGAGUUUUUGGAUGAAAUUAAAAAAUCAGACGAGCGUACUCAAAAUGCAUUUAAAAGGUGCAAGCCAGAAGAUUUAGCAGAUUCAGAAACAUUACAACACAUUGCAAAAACUGACUGGCUUGCUGUUAAUGAAUUUAUCUUUAAUGGCGUGAGGAGAAAAGAGCAACAUAUUGCUCAAAAAGAGGAUUUCGACCUGAAAGUCGGUGCAUUGAGAAAAUGGGAAACACACUAA